Messenger RNA from Microplitis mediator, 528 nucleotides. RefSeq lists its product as uncharacterized. Bases 1 to 528 code for a protein of 175 amino acids. The transcript has 3 exons. Gene Ontology annotation, cellular component: membrane. Gene Ontology annotation, biological process: sensory perception of taste. Lineage: Eukaryota; Metazoa; Arthropoda; Insecta; Hymenoptera; Braconidae. The record is from RefSeq and is a predicted model, not a curated record.
AUGGAUACAGAGAAUGAACUUGACACAGUAUUUAGUAAAAAAAUCACUGUUGGUGAAUCGAUUGUUACCGACAUUGAAAUCAUCAAUUAUACCGACAUGAAAUUAUGUAAUAUUUGUAGUGAAACGUCUGAUUUCUAUUCACUUCCGACGUUGAUGGCCAUAAUUUACUUUAUGGCAAUAGCGAUGUUCAACUUAUAUUAUUUAUUCAUGGCAAUCGUUACAAACAAUUUUGAAGAGUAUACCGUUUUGGACGCCAUUGAAAGUACUGCAACAUUUUUAAUGACGUUCAAUAAUUUCGUGGCAUUAAAUACAAACGUCAUCAGAAUUAAACGAGAAUUUGAAAAUACCGCUACAUACGUUCAUUUACUUAUGGAUCGAUGUGUAUUUGAUUUAGAAGUGAAACGAGUGUUAACUGGAUUUUCAUGGGAUCUUUUACAUCGGAAUGUUAGAUUCAGUACGUACAAAGUAAUUGAAUUGGAUGGUUCUCUACUACAAUCGGUAAAUUCACAUGUUGAUUACACGGAAUAA